Ictidomys tridecemlineatus (thirteen-lined ground squirrel) is the source of this 3461-nucleotide messenger RNA. It is a transcript of the gene Gosr1, whose product is annotated as golgi SNAP receptor complex member 1. Gene Ontology annotation, cellular component: Golgi membrane; Golgi medial cisterna; cis-Golgi network. Gene Ontology annotation, molecular function: SNAP receptor activity. The record is from RefSeq and is a predicted model, not a curated record. Lineage: Eukaryota; Metazoa; Chordata; Mammalia; Rodentia; Sciuridae. Gene Ontology annotation, biological process: endoplasmic reticulum to Golgi vesicle-mediated transport; vesicle fusion; inter-Golgi cisterna vesicle-mediated transport.
UGGAUGUUCGAGUAUCCCAUCGGCCCUGGCGCUCAGGGCGGAAGAAGGGGCAGAGGUGGCUCUCUGGCCCGCAUCGCCUCUACUCUCCUAUCCCGUCUGACGUUGGACAACAAAGAUGGCGGCAGGAACCAGCAAUUACUGGGAAGAUCUCAGGAAACAGGCUCGACAGCUGGAAAAUGAACUUGACCUGAAACUAGUUUCCUUCAGUAAACUAUGUACGAGUUACAGUCACAGCAGCACACGAGAUGGAAGACGCGACAGGUAUAGUUCUGACACAACACCCCUUUUAAAUGGAUCAAGCCAAGACAGAAUGUUUGAGACAAUGGCAAUUGAGAUUGAACAACUUUUGGCAAGGCUUACAGGGGUAAAUGAUAAAAUGGCAGAAUAUACCAACAGUGCAGGUGUCCCCUCCUUGAAUGCAGCACUCAUGCAUACGUUACAGCGACAUAGAGACAUAUUACAGGAUUAUACACAUGAAUUUCAUAAAACCAAAGCAAACUUUAUGGCAAUACGGGAAAGGGAGAAUCUCAUGGGAUCAGUACGAAAAGAUAUUGAGUCAUAUAAAAGUGGAUCUGGAGUAAACAACAGAAGAACUGAACUAUUUCUGAAAGAACAUGACCACCUUAGGAACUCAGAUCGUCUGAUAGAAGAAACAAUAAGCAUUGCUAUGGCAACGAAAGAAAAUAUGACUUCACAGAGAGGAAUGUUAAAGUCAAUUCACAGCAAAAUGAACACUUUGGCCAAUCGUUUUCCUGCUGUGAACAGCCUGAUCCAGAGGAUCAAUCUUAGGAAGCGGCGAGACUCCCUCAUUCUAGGUGGUGUGAUUGGUGUCUGCACCAUCCUAUUGCUGCUGUAUGCUUUCCAUUGAUGGGACAUCUCCAUGGACUCUUGACGACCACCACUUUCACGCCCUGAUCUGGAAUAAGGAAAAGUAGGAAGAAGUUGACCGUCCUGACAAUUAAUCUGACCACCAGAUGAAUUCAAAGUAAUAGUAUGGCUCUGUGACAUGGUCAGGUGGUACUAAAGCCACAGAUUUUUCUGUGCUAUCUUUUCUAACACACAUUUCCCCAUUUUUUAGUUAAAAAAAAAAAAAAGAAGGGGGGAUUUAGUUGCUUUUGUCUCCCUACGAGGUAAGUAAACCAAUCAAAAACAGAACUUCCGUGCUUCAGUGACAGUGCUGAAUCCUGAGGACAAGCCAGAUCUUACGGCUGGAUUCUUCAAAAUGCCAGGUUUCUCUGCGUCCAAAGACUGCUUUUCUUUCAGCCACCUGAUUAGGUUGUGAAUAAAAAUAAUUCUUGUUCUUUUAUCUAACACUCAAGAUGAGAAAUCACAAGUCUUUCCCUGAUAAUCUGGGCUAUAGAUUCCUAUCUCUGUCCCCAGUUUUUUUUAAUAUAUAUUCAAGGAAAACUCCAUUUUUUCACAGACUCUUUUGAGAUGCUGAUAAGCCAACAACAGCAUGUUUGAGGUUGUCUGAAAUGGAGAACACAGCAAAAAAGCUUUUGUGUUUUCUUUUUAAAAAUUCUGAGUACACUGACUAUAUUGCUGGAAAAACAUUGAGAAUGACAGACCUUUUUUUUUUUUUUUCUUUUUAAGUAAAUUGCUUUACUUUUUGGGGUUUUUUUCUUCCACUACAAGAUAAUGAAAUCUACAACUACUACUAUAAAAUAAUGAAACCUUAAUUCUACCAUGUUGAAAGAGAGAAACUAAUAGCCAAUGUCUGUAACACCCCCAAUUUUUCCCUAUUAUUGUCAGCAUUAACACUGGUAACUGGAGGCAGGGGCACUGCUCAAUUUUCAGUGAGAUUUAUUCGACAAACAAAAUACAAAAAGACAUUCAGAAGUCACUAUCCAGAUAAUCCUUUUGUAAAUGCUCCACAACUUAGGAGCAAAAGUUUAAAAACUACUGCCUGAUGUGUCAGGAAUUCUGUGUUCUGUGAAAAUCUAUUCAUUCCAAAUCUCUUAAGCUUUUCCAGACAUCCAGAGAAUGAUUUCACUGUCAAAGGUGCCUGUGACAGAAUCUGUCUAACUGCACCUAUCUUCUAUUACCAUCCCUGGACAGUGACAGAAAUGUAAACUACUCACCAGAAUUCUUUCCCAGAUUAACCAUUUCUCAGUUUCUGUAAAUUCAUUACGUAUCUUACUGAACUACCAGGUAGUUUAAAGACUUCUAACAUCUACACUCCUUACCGAGAGAAGGCUGCUGCUCUUCCCCAUUGAAAUUUACCACGAUGUUUAUAUCAUCUUCAGACUGUGCCACAGGGAAGGAGGACAUUAGCUUGUCAUUCUUCGCUAUGGUGUGUAUAUGCUGCUGUUCAGGUGGACUUGAUGAACUGCCUCAUGGGUAGACUUAACAUCGGACUGGCUGAGAGAUUUAUCAUUCUGGUGUCAAAGUUUUAUUACAUUCUGGGUAUGAAGGGCAUUUGAUAUAUUUUUCUUAACUAUGGGGUUUAUUUUUAUAAAUAUGGGUUGACUGAUCAGUUCAUUGACUGGGGAUGCCCUUAAAAGAAAGUUAAGUUUUCCCAUUGUGAACCUUAAAGGAUCGGGGAAGUAAGUUCAUUUGUUAAACUCUCUUUUGGGAAAACAAAACUUCUCUCCCCUGAAACUAUUAUCUUUGAUUUUUCAAAGGGCCUUGAUUGGUAGUUGUGCCUCAAUUAGAAUUUGUGGGACCUUGGUUGCUAUAUAGUUGGCAUUUAUAAAAUCUGAAGUAUCAUAAAUAAAGUUAUUUAUUUAAUUAUGCUACCAGUCUUUUUUACUGGUCUGAUUACUUGGUUCAUUCAUUAAAGUUGAUUGUGUGAGAGUAAAAGUAAGACACAGCUAAUCUAGCUUGCUGCAGCUGAUGGCUGAGGAGCCUUUCCAGGACGGUUGUGCUUAUAUGAAGUAAAAGAAUUAUGUCGAUUAUUUUCUUUAUGAAAAUAAAGAAACUAGUUCUUCCAAGGAAGUUGAAAAGGUUUGGUGUAGAUGUUGGUGUCAGAUGGGUCUGACUAACCUCCCAGUGCUGUCACCCAUAGUGAGGUGCCCCAGGUAGCUAGGAGAGUGAGUACAUGGGUAGAAGAGUGCUCUUGCCUUCCCCUUCAGUUCCUGCCUUCGUUUGCAGAAAGGAAAUGGAGAUGUGUUUCUUGCAGAAAGGAUCUUAAUUUGGAUCCUGAAACUGCUGAUUUGAAUUUCAGUCUUAUGCCAUUUAAACUUUUCUUUCUUUUUUUUAAGUCAUCUUGCUUUUCUCCCCCUUUUCGCUAUCUUCCUUAGAGGGCAGUUGCUAGAGUCAGGAGCCAACAGCUAGUUACUUAUUAAAGCCAGUCAAGCCCAGGUGAGGUCAGAAGGAAUUUCCUAUUUCUGGUCCCAGUGAAAUGUUGCCUCUUAGGAAAGUUUUGCCCCUUUGGCCAUUGUCUUGUAUAAGUCUUUCCAUUUUGGAUCUUUUUACUAACCAUUCAGAACUUCAUUUUAUUAAAAAAUGUGAAAAACAAU